This is a messenger RNA of Chaetomium strumarium, 1856 nucleotides long. RefSeq names its product amino acid permease-domain-containing protein. Gene Ontology annotation, cellular component: membrane. Gene Ontology annotation, biological process: amino acid transmembrane transport. Lineage: Eukaryota; Fungi; Ascomycota; Sordariomycetes; Sordariales; Chaetomiaceae. The transcript has 7 exons. The record is from RefSeq and is a predicted model, not a curated record. Gene Ontology annotation, molecular function: L-amino acid transmembrane transporter activity. Bases 1 to 1842 code for a protein of 613 amino acids.
AUGCCGCUCAACCUACCAACCUGGCGCCGACCCUUCCGCAGCAGUACCACUACUAGUAGUCCUAACGAUGAUGACAACCCAGGAUACCCCGAAAGCCAAGGCCAAGGCGAGAGCGACGAAGAUGUGAAAAGCGACGGCACCCUCCAAUACACGCUCGCGAAGGGCGGCAAUGACUCGCUGCCAUCGUACCAGGAAGCGUCGGGGGCGCCGGUCGAGAGCCGGUCGCCGCUGGGGUAUGCGGUUGGCCCUGCGACCAUUGUGUUCCUGAAUGUCAGCAAGAUGAUUGGCACCGGGGUGUACUCGACUCCAUCGGCUAUCCUCAACGGCACCGGCUCGGUGGGCCUGUCGAUGGUCUACUGGGCGCUGGGCUUCUUCACGUCGCUGGCCAGCCUGUCGGUGUAUCUCGAGUACGCGUCGUACUUCCCCAACCGGUCCGGAUCCGAGGUUGUGUACCUCGAGCAGGCAUAUCCGCGGCCCCGGUGGCUGGUCCCGACCGCGUUUGCCUUCGUGUCGGCCGUGCUGUCCUUCACCAGCGGAAAUGCUAUUGUGCUUGCCCAGUACCUGUUUCGCAUUAGUGGGCAUGUGCCGGGGGACUGGGAGCUGAAGGGCGUUGCCAUUGCCGGAUACACGGCGGCGAUAUUGGUCGUGAUCUUCCAUACCCGCUUCUCGUACUGGGUCUCCAACGCCAUCGGCGCCGUCAAGGUGCUCACGCUCGUCUUCAUCUCGAUCACGGGCCUCGUGGUGCUCGGCGGUCAUGUCUCGCGCGUCCCCAAUCCGCACGCCAACUUCGUCGACGCCUUCAAGGGCCACGCGACGCCCUACGGCCUGACCAACGCCCUGUACCGCAUCAUCUUCUCCUACGCCGGCUACGAGAACGCAUUCAACGUCGUGAAUGAGGUCAAGAACCCAGUCAAGCAACUCCGCCGAAACGGCUUCCUCUCCCUGGCCAUCGUGGCGGUGCUGUACAUCCUGGUGAACCUGGCCUACUUCGCCGCCAUCCCGCAGGCCGACCUGCGCCAGGCCCGGGAGAUCGCCGCCUCCCUGUUCUUCACCAACGUGUUCGGCCCCAGCAACGCCAUCCGCGGCCUCAACUUUCUGAUCGCGCUCAGCUCGUUCGGCAACCUGCUCGCCGUGGCGCUGGGCCAGUCACGGAUGCUUCGCGAGUGCGGUCGACAAGGCGUCCUGCCCUUCCCGCGCUUCUGGGCCUCGACGCGACCCUUCGGCACGCCCCUCGGCCCGUACGCGCUCAAGUACGCGCUGACGGUGCUCAUGAUCGCCGCGCCGCCCGCCGGCGACGCCUUCAACUUCAUCAGCGACCUGCAGGUCUACCCGUCGGCCUUCUUCAACGUCUUGAUGGCCGUGGGCUUGUAUGUGUUGCGCUACCGCCGCCGCCGCCUCUUCGGCCCCUCUUCGUCGUCGUCGGGAGCUGGGGGGUUCCGCGCCUGGAAUGCGGUGAUCGUGUUCAAUCUGUGUGUGCAGGUCUACCUGCUCGUCAUGCCGUGGUAUCCGCCUGCGGGAGGCGCCUAUAAGGGUGAUGUGAGCUUCUGGUAUGCGACGUAUGUGGUUACGGGGAUUGGGAUUCUCAUCGGAUGUGUCGUCUACUAUUUUGUCUGGACCCGCGUCCUUCCCAGGCUCCGUGGCUACCGCAUCCGGCAGGAGACGAUCGUGUUCGAGGACGGCGCGCAGAGUCACAGGCUCGUCAAGGUGCCCGUGGACGAGCUUGCGCACUGGGAUGCGACGCACGACGCGGCGGGGAGGCCGCUGGGGCUGCAGCGCGGGAGAGAAGAGUCGUCGUGGGAAGUCGGCAAGAAUGUGGUCAACGAGAAGGUCGGGAGUGAGUAGUAGUAGUAUAGUUG